Molecule: messenger RNA, 1506 nt
Organism: Lagopus muta (rock ptarmigan)
Lineage: Eukaryota; Metazoa; Chordata; Aves; Galliformes; Phasianidae
Gene: PLVAP
Product: plasmalemma vesicle associated protein
Exons: 6
Coding region: 114-1361 (415 amino acids)
Biological process (GO): regulation of vascular permeability; positive regulation of cellular extravasation
Cellular component (GO): caveola
Source: RefSeq, a predicted model, not a curated record
CCAGCGAAAGGAAAUAUUAAAUAGAGCAAUAUAAACACGGCUGGGGAGCCGGCUCCACCCCGACCCCGUAGAAAGGGACAGCCCUGGGGUGCGGCGAGCAGAGCGCGGGCAGCAUGGAGAAGAGCGGCUACGGCAUGGCCAAGUUCGGGCUGGAGAGCAAACAGGUGAUGCCCAAAAGGGACUGCGCCUUCUACAUGCGCUACGUCUUCCUCUUCACCUCCCUCAUCCAGUUCCUCAUCAUCCUGGGGUUGGUGCUCUUCAUGGUGUACGGCAACGCGCACGCCGGCACCGAUAAGCACGUCCAGCUGCUGGAUGGGCAGCUGCAGGAGCACUACCAUAAAAUCAUCAGCCUGAGCGGCCGGAACGCCAACCUGACACGCACCCUGAACGCCACGCUGAAGGCCAACCAAGGGCUGCAGGGGCAGCUGCAGAAGGUGCAGGGGCAGCUGGAGAAGUGCAACAGCAGCCAGGCCCCCAACAGCACCCCCAGGCUGGAGGAGAUCAGCAGGACCAUCUUCUUCCAAAACUAUAACUUGGAGAAGUGCUACAUGGCCAUCAACAUCAUCAACACCAGCUGCACCGCCGACAAGGCGCAGCUGCAGCGGCAGCUGGAGACGGCAACGCAGCAGAGGAAGGAGCUGGGGCAGAGCUGCAGCACGGCCGAAACAGCUCUGGGUAAGGCCAGGCAGGAGCAGGAACGCUGCCAGCAGGAGCUGAAAGCCACGGGCGCGCUCUGCGGCACCACCAAGGCGCAGCUGGAGCACCUGAGGGGCGAAUGCGACACGCUGCGCUCCAACGUGCUGUACAACCUGCGCACCAUGAGCAUGAGCAACAAGAACUUCGGCUGCAGCCAGGUGGAGGAUCAGCUGCGGCUGCUGAUGCAUCGCAUCGAGGAGCUCUUCUCCAGGCAGCAGAAGCACGAGAGCGACUACGUGGGGAAGAGCGUCUGCGACUUGACGCUGCAGCAGUGCCACCUCAACUGCUCCCACGAGAGGCAGGAGCUGGGCAGGAGGCUGCAGGAGGCGAGGCAGCAGCUGCAGGGCAGCCAGGAGGAGCAGAGGAAGCUGCUGGCAGAGAAGGAGCGGCUCAGCAAGGAGCUGGGAGAGAAGAGCAAAGCCGCCGCGCAAGCCAACUACUUCAGCGAGCAGCUCAACAUCUGCAUGAGCUCCAAGGUGGGCACCUACUACACCGCCCCACGGGUGCCAGGCAGUGCUGUGGGCAGCGUGCGGCCAGGCCCCUUCCCCAGCACCUAUGCGGAUGCGCUGCAGAAUCAGGAUAAAAUCAAUACGGAGGAGAUCCAGAAGGUGGUGCAGAACGUGAUAGAGCAGUACACGGCCAUGAUGAGGAACCCCAGCGGGUAGCAGGAGGAGAGCCGUGGUGAGGGGCUGGAGGACAGCAGGACGAGCCCGGAGCGGCGCUUCCCACAGCACGGAUGGAAAACCCCAACCAGGAGUGAGCGAGGAACGAGUCCCACCCGACCCCCCCCCCCUUCCCCAAACCCCCAAC